Molecule: messenger RNA, 1536 nt
Organism: Gopherus flavomarginatus (Mexican gopher tortoise)
Lineage: Eukaryota; Metazoa; Chordata; Testudines; Testudinidae
Gene: DHRS1
Product: dehydrogenase/reductase 1
Exons: 1
Coding region: 511-1497 (328 amino acids)
Source: RefSeq, a predicted model, not a curated record
UCAAAGUGUUGGGUGCGUUCCAGUGCUGCCUAUAGAGCCUUUCCUAAUGCGGGGGUUUCAAGGUCUGAGUAUUCACUCGUGGUGUGACGGCGCAGCUAGGGUGGGGCCGGGGGUGGGGGGGUAGUGCUCCUGCAAGGAGCUCUGGGUGGCUGGACUUUGACUCGGAGCCUUAUUGUCCCAUCCCCGUGCGGCCAGGGAAGGGGGGAUAGCGGAGGGCUGAUCCCAGCAGCCCCCAGCCGUGCUCCGGCGCCAGGGGGAACGGGCCUGGCCUGAGCCAAGCGGUGUCUCCAGCGCAGGGGCCGCUCCCCUUGUGUCAGCGGGGCAGGUCGGCGUUUAGCUGUAGGCGAGGGAGGCUUGUCUGAGCUGGAAACUUCCGGCGCGUCCCUGGCUCCAUCGCGGGAGAGGCGGGAUUAAACCGGGCUUCAGCGGCCGCAGCUCUCCCUGCUUUGCGGUGCAGCCGCACCGACUCUCGGCCGACUCCGGGCAGCGCCCUCCCGCGCCAGCGGCGGCAUGUCCAGUGGCGGGCGGCUCGCGGGCCAGGUGUGCCUGGUGACCGGCGCCUCGCGGGGCCUAGGGAAGGGCAUCGCGCUGCAGCUGUCGGAGGCGGGCGCCACCGUGUACAUCACGGCCCGGCACCGGGAGCAGCUGCUCCGGGCGGCGGAGGAGGUGUCGGCCCGGGGCGGGCGCUGCGUGCCCGUGGUGUGCGACUCGUCGCGGGAGGAGGAGGUGGCGGCGCUGUUCGAGCGGCUGCAGCAGGCGGAGGGCGGGCGGCUGGACGUGCUGGUAGCCAACGCCUUCUCCGGGGUGGAUGCCAUCGGCGCCCAGCGGGGGCUGCCCUUCUGGGAGAGCCCGGCCACCCUCUGGGACCUGAUCAACAAUGCAGGUCUGCGGGGCCACUACCUCUGUGCCCGUUACGCCGCCCGCCUCAUGGUGCCGGCCGGGCACGGCCUCAUCGUCUUCAUCUCCUCGCCCGGCGGUCUGCGCUACAUGUUCAACGUGCCCUAUGGUGUGGGCAAGGCCGCCUGUGACCGCCUGGCUGCUGACUGUGCCGUCGAGCUGCGCCCCUACAGCGUGGCCUGCGUGACACUGUGGCCAGGCCUUGUCCGCACUGAGGCGGUGCUGAAGGAAGCCGAGGGCUCAGGCUCGUGGGAUGUGCUGCUGCAGAAGAUGAUUGGCAAUUCGGAGAGCCCCGAAGUGAGUGGCAAGUGCGUAGUGGGCCUGGCGUCCGAUCCCGCCAUCAUGUGCCUCAGCGGCAAGGUGGUGCUCACCCCAGACCUCGCCCGCCGCUACCGCUUCCGUGAUGUGGAUGGGAAACCCGUCUACAACUACGUAUCGGUGCGCAAUAUUCUCAUGAUGCUGAUGCCAGGGCUGACCUGCCUCUUCCGCCUCAUCCCAGAGUGCGUCAGCAUACCCAAAUGGGCUCUCGCACUUUACUCCAGCAAAUUCAGUGUCUACCCACCCCUGCAACCAGCCCUCAAACCUGGAAAAAAUGUUUGAUAAAUUCAUAAUAAAAAAUGUGCCCAUGAUGGUUUUUAA